Messenger RNA from Trematosphaeria pertusa, 273 nucleotides. RefSeq lists its product as uncharacterized. Lineage: Eukaryota; Fungi; Ascomycota; Dothideomycetes; Pleosporales; Trematosphaeriaceae. The coding region runs from base 1 to 273 and encodes 90 amino acids. The transcript has 2 exons. The record is from RefSeq and is a predicted model, not a curated record.
AUGCAGCAACCCAGAAGGAGUAGCAACGCAAACGCAACUACGCCUUCAGUCCCCCUCGCCAUGUCCAACCCCAAGCCCAAUCCACCCAAACCCCAACACGGACCCCGGAACCCAAAGCCCCCCAAGGAGGACAAUGAGGGCAGCAAGAAACCCAACUUCGAAGACAAAGCUAGUGCUUAUAUCGAUGCUUGUUGGGCUUGCGGCGGCGAGCUGGAGUAUACUGGCGUCGGAGCGAGCGGCUUCGAGUGCGCGGAUUGUCGGAUGCCGAAUUGA